Messenger RNA from Aspergillus chevalieri, 522 nucleotides. Its product is annotated as interferon alpha-inducible IFI6/IFI27 family protein. The record is from RefSeq and is a predicted model, not a curated record. The coding region runs from base 1 to 522 and encodes 173 amino acids. The transcript has a single exon. NCBI's taxonomy places the organism in Eukaryota, Fungi, Ascomycota, Eurotiomycetes, Eurotiales, Aspergillaceae. Gene Ontology annotation, cellular component: membrane.
AUGUCAUUCCUAGGCUGCUUCCUCCCCUGCCUCUUCGGCGACGCCGUCGACGACGCACCCAUCAAAACAACAACCACCGACCACCACAUCGCCUCGAAUAUCGUCACAGCCAUCCUAACAUCCCCCACAACCGUCGACCUCCACAAAACCGUCAACGAACAAGUCGCCGUAACCGGCUGGGGCUGGACAGACUCCCUCGUCCAAGCCAUCCUCCAGGGCCUAACGGCUGCCGUUACUGCUGGCGCGGCCUUAGCGCGUCCUGCCGCUGACGCCUUGAAAAAAGCUAAAGAUGCGGCCGUCGGUUUUGCAAAGGAGCAUCCGGUGUACACGACUUUGAUUGCGCUGGGAAUACUGCUUGUCUUGCUGCCGUGGGUGUUGGAGGUGCUCGGAUUUGGAGAGGCGGGUAUUACUCUGGGUUCUUGGGCGGCGAGGUGGCAGUCGACUUAUGAGGGAUAUGUGCCUAAGGGGGCGUUGUUUGGGUACUUUCAGAGGCUGGGGGCAAAGUGGCAUUGGUUCCCAUAG